UGCGGGCGUGUUCGCAGGCACCUCCCCUCCUUCGCGCUCUCCUUUACGCACAGGCGCUCCCAGAAUGUGUUAUGGCAGGGGCCGCACAUUGGCAUCCACCAAGCAGCCGCAUGCCACUCUCCCCGACAGCGCCUCCCUGCCUCCUCGGGACGCAGACGGGCUGAGCCGAGCCGACAGCAGACCGGGGGGAACCGUCUGGCACGCCCUCGCAUUAGCAAGACAAAGUGGGGGAAAGUGCUGAACACAUGUCACAAGAAACACGGAUGAUGUGACGUUUAUCACAUUCUGAGGAACAGAAGAGAGAAAAAUGAUGGAAGGACGAAAUGGAACUAUCUCUCCACAUAAAGCAAGGGAAAAUGGAAUUAAAGCCAAGCCUCCUUAUUCAGUGGAAACCCCCUACGGCUUUCGCCUCGACCUGGACUUCCUGAAAUAUGUAGACGACAUAGAGAAGGGGAACACCAUCAAACGUGUUCCAAUCCAGCGCCGGAGCAAGGCCCCACGGGCCAGCACGCUCCCCCGGCCCAUCAACCCCGCUGGCGGCGGCUACCGCCCCAGCCCCUGGGGAUCUACUGGCGCUCUUGGCCCCAGGUCCAGACUGUCAGACAUCCAUCAUCAUGGCUGCACGUCCUGGGCGCAGGAUCACAGGUUGCCCCUUUCGCCCACGGGGCUCAACUCCCUGGCAGAGAUGGAGGCCAGAAUCAAGGAGUUUGACGAGCAGCCGCUGGGGGAGCACAUCAGGCCCAAUCUGCUCCGCGCCUCCAGUCUGCCUCUCACUGUGCUGCUGAGGCAGGGAUCUGAGUCGACCGAGGACCCCGGCAGCCUGCGGAGCUCCAGGGACCGCCUCGGAGGCAGAAACACUUCCUGCGAGGAUGUUCUCUACUCCGCGGGCAGCCCUCGACCCCUGGACAGCUCGGGGCUGCUGAGGCGCCUGACGGAGGCUCUGGAACGCGUGGGGGAGCUGGAGAUGGAGGUGAGAGUGAUUCCGGAGCUCCGGGCUCAGAUCUGCAUCUACCAGGAAGAAAGGGAAAGGCUCCGGCUGGGCCUGGACCCACGGUUCCAGCACCACGCGAUGAACGGCGCCGCAGACAAACACAAGGGCGUCAAAAGGCCUCAGAGUGAAAGCCACGUAACACCCCCUAGUAAUCUCAGUCAGGACGAGUACAAUCCUGCUCAUGAGUGGAGAACUAGUUCAGAUCUGGACGAGCUGCUGACGGUGACGUCUCUGCAGGCUAAGGUGGCGGCGCUGGAGCAAAAGCUCCAUGAGGCCGGCCUGGACCUCCAGAGGGCCCUGGGACUGCUGAGGGAGCAGAAGGAGGAGAGCAGGAGGAAGGACGAGAAAAUGGAGCACCUGAGGAACAAUCCGGCCACGUGGGUCCGCGCCGAGAGGGUGGUGGUGGACCAGGACGGGGAGGAGACGCUGACAGGAGCCACUCAGGCAGAUGGUAAUAGAGCUCCUUCCUCGGGUGGACCAGACACGGCCUGUAGCACGUCCCCUGAGAGCCACUCGCCGGCCUCUGUGGAUCCCACAGACGCCUCAGCCGAGGUCGUCCACCACGUAAGGAAGAUCGAGAGGCUCCUGGAUCAACAGUGGAGGUGUUUGUGUGGAGACGGGGAGACGAAGGAGCAACGCAGACCCCUGAGGCACCCGGACCCCAAGGUCAACGCCCUGCAGCAGGAGAUGAUGGAGCUGGUCAACACCCUCACCUCCAGCCACGCGCAGCAUCAACACAGCGAAGCAGGACGGAAGGUCCCACGCGGAGCCUCUAAAUCUGCCAUGAAGAGAGACGGAUGGACCCAGACGACGCAGAGGCCACGUGUUGAUGAAGGGGUUAAAACAACCUCAAGUGGAGACAGCGCGACCCAAGAGAGCGCUGUCCCCCAUGUCGGCUGGGAGCAGGAGGAGAGCGGCGCCAGCCCGGGGGAGAUGGCUGCGGCUCAGGUGGACGCGGACCUGGAGAGGAACCCGAGCCCGGACAGGCAGAACCCGAGCCCAGACAGGCAGAACCCGAGCCCACACAGGCAGAACCCGGCGGCGGGAACGCGACCGGGGCCGACAGACGGAGGGCUGGCGUCUCCAGGGGAAGCGGCCAGGAUGAAACAGCAGCCCCCGGGAGAACAGAUGGAGGUGCACCCUGGAUCUGGAACCAGCAGCGGGAGCAGGGACGCAGUGAGUGCAGAUUUCAUGGCAGCCUGUCGUUUCCUCAGCGAUCACAUGGACAGUGUGAACAACCCUAAUGAGGAAAUGAGGACGGCGUUGGUGGUGCUGUUCCAGCACUGGUUCAGCGCCGCAGCCGAGGAGGCCGCCGUCGCCAGCAGCGUGUCCGCGCUCCUGGAGGAGGUGAGGAGGAGCACGCCGUCGCUGCUGGCCUUCCUCCUCAACCUGGAGGACGACAACAGCAACACGGUUCUCCACUACAGCGUCUCCCACUGCAACUACGGCGUGGUGGCGCUGCUGCUGGACACAGGCGCCAGUGACGUCAACCUCCAGAACAACGCCGGCUACACGGCGGUGAUGCUGGCGGCGCUGACAGCGCCCGACGCGCCCGGCGGCAUGGAGACGAUCCGCAAGCUGAUGGAGCUGGGCGACGUCAACGCGCGGUCCAGUAAGACGGGCCAGACGGCGCUGCACCUGGCGGUGAGGCACGGCCGCGUGGUGAUGGUGCGCCUGCUGCUGAGCCACGGGGCCGACGCCGACGCGCAGGACCACCAGGGGACCACGGCCCUCAUGUUCGCCUGCGAGAGGGGCCACACGCACGUGGCCAGGCUGCUGCUGGAGAGGGGCCGCUGCGACCUGGCGCUGACGGACAAGCGUGGUCAGACCGCUCUCUCCAUCGCCAUGCAAGGUUCCCACACUGACACCGCCGCCCUCCUGCAGGCGCACGCCAAAGCUCGAGCCCCGUAGCGCCGGAAAAGCGAUGGCGUGACCUGGAGGUCCUGAAAAACACAGUACGACGCUGGUGCUUCGCGCUUUCCUUCCCAAUAGCGUUUUUGACUGACAAUUAGGGGUCACGUGGGACGACAUGGGUCAGUAAAUGUGUUGUUUCCUCCUUUGUGUUUACCGUGUUCAGUUAAGUCUUAUUUGCACAUCCAAGCAGCUGCUUUAUUCUGCAAGCUAUGCAACGAAAAGAUAUUUAUUACAUGUUUGUUAUUGCUGCGCACACAGGAAUAUGUUGCUCAUAAUAAUGUACUAGUAUUAACCUUCUGUUUAUGGAGAAAUACCACCCGAUGCUAAUCAGCACUUUUUAAAAGGAAAUGUGAGUACACGCAGAGUACUCGUUAGGACAGAGCAAUAAAGCAUAGCAAAACAGUUUCUAUGCUGAUGUUUAUGUUCAUGGUUGUCAAUCAAAUAAAACAAGUUAUUUAACAAGUU
This is a messenger RNA of Betta splendens (Siamese fighting fish), 3370 nucleotides long. Its product is annotated as KN motif and ankyrin repeat domain-containing protein 4-like. Lineage: Eukaryota; Metazoa; Chordata; Actinopteri; Anabantiformes; Osphronemidae. The transcript is spliced from 10 exons. Gene Ontology annotation, molecular function: protein binding. Gene Ontology annotation, cellular component: cytoplasm; cytoskeleton. The record is from RefSeq and is a predicted model, not a curated record. The coding region runs from base 308 to 2902 and encodes 864 amino acids. Gene Ontology annotation, biological process: negative regulation of actin filament polymerization.